GCGCGUGGAUAAAUAUCGAAGAAACGAAACUGCAUUCAUAUAUAUGUAUAUAUAUAUAUAUUUAGUCGCCACUUCAUUAUUUUUGGCUUCAUGGUUUUGAUUUCGUCAUAUCUUUCGAUUAUUUUGAAACUGCUGCUGUAAUUUCCUUCGAUUUCUUCUCCUUUACAUUCAUUCGGUCGUCGGGGAGGAAAAUCGACGUGUUCAAAAACCCUUGGCCGAAACCCAAUUUAUUAGCGGUUUUAAUACGAUUCGUUGAAUAAUUACAACAAUUAAACUGCUGCGGUACGAUCGAUUGAUGGAUGAAGGGAUGGGGAAAGCGGCGGACAUUGAGGAGUGGAUGAAGGAGUUCAUGCCCGAUGUCGCUGCCGAUGCUGCUCCUGCUGCUGGAAUGGGGAGAGGCGCAGUCACAAUGCCACCUUCAAAUUUAAGUAACUCCAACCAGCAGAUUAGGCCGACGAGCUUGGCAGAGAACUAUCCAGUGCCUCCGGCAAUUACAACAAAUAAUAGUCCUGGCAUGUGGCAACAUUCCCAGCGUCCUCUAGAUGGCCCAAAUAAUCCAGUUAGACAAAACAUGACGAGUAACUUGCCUGCCUUAUUCGAAGAAUUCUCUCAGAGUCAGGCUUCACGCAACAUGAUCUCAAAACUACACCAGCAGCAACAAUUGCAAAAUCAAGUAUUGGGGCAAGUAGCUGAGAGGCCUAACAUGUAUCAGUUUCGGGUUCCAUCCAAUCCCUAUGCAAAUAAUCUUAGGCAACACCCCCAGCAGCAGACAUCUGUUGGAGGUUAUGCAACUCCUCAUAUCAAUGCUGUUCAACAGACUGACCAAACAACACUGCAGAAAUGCUUGGAGCAAAGAGGGUACAUAGCGGAAUCCAUGCAUCCAAGAAUACCGAUGCCUGCUUUUCAUCAGUCUCAGAAUCUUGCACUGAUCAAUCAAAUGAAAGCGGGAAAUCAGUCACAAACUAUGCAUCUUGGACAGUCACAAGCUGUAUCAGAAACCAAUUCGCCAGCUGACUUGGCAAAUCUGGAUUGGAUUAAUCAAGCAUUUCAGAAGCUUCUGCAGAUUAAGGACACAUAUUUGCCUGAUGUGAUCAUGCUGUACAAGAAGUCGAGAGAAGAGAGACCCCGGGCUACUGCUGCAGAAAUCAGUAGAUAUGAAAAGACGAAAAAUUUUGCUGAGAAGCUGUACAAGUUUAUGAAUCUGUCAAAAAAUGAACUCUUAAACUACCGAAAAGAUAAGGUGUUCCAAAUGCUGGACGAUGCAGUAAAGCAGUGCAUGCAAAUUCGAGCUAUGUUUUCUAAUGGAAAGCCGGCUCAACAAGCUGAGUCGUCAAACAGUCAGUUGGAAGCACCUCAGAUGCAGCAAAGGGAAAACUAUUAUCAAUUCAAUUGUCCACCAGCAACCUUACAACAGCAGCAGCAGCAGCAAUCUUUAAGGCAAACUGGAGCUUUGAACUUGCCAGAAAGCUCAGUGAAUUCACCGAAGGUCGAUGCUCCAUCAAUGGCAAAUGCCAUUCAGUAUGGUAAUACAAUGCGAACCGCGGCACAAAAGUGGGGAUCACAUGGAAAUAUGGUGCCAUCGCCUACUCAGAAGAGCUUCGAUCAGCGAUCACUUAGAAUGUUACUCCAUCCUCCAGAUAGCGGCACUGCUCAGCACAUGAACAUGGGCACUCCACACCAGCAGAUGAUCCCCUCGCCGAGGAAUGUUUACAGCUCGUUGGAUUACUCUGUUAACCCUAUGGCUCCGGCAAUGAUACCGGUCUCUCCGCAGAAUAAGCAACAGGAUCAUGCAAUGAAGAGGCAGAAAAUGAAACAACCAGCGCAGCAGUUGCCCCCUGAUAAAAAUAAGCAGCAGAUGUUGCAGAAAAGGAACGAAGAUACUAAUUUGAGACCUUGUGCAGAAGGAGUUAUCAUCGAAGCUUUCAAAAUCUGGAACUCCCCCGCUAUCUACCUCGCCGUCUGCAUUUCCAUCUCCCUUGACUCCUUCAUCGGCACCAGCAGAUUAUGUCAAGAGUCCACUGAACGUUGA
Messenger RNA from Andrographis paniculata, 2029 nucleotides. RefSeq lists its product as uncharacterized. The record is from RefSeq and is a predicted model, not a curated record. Bases 296 to 2029 code for a protein of 577 amino acids. Lineage: Eukaryota; Viridiplantae; Streptophyta; Magnoliopsida; Lamiales; Acanthaceae. The transcript is spliced from 9 exons.